Messenger RNA from Cariama cristata (Red-legged seriema), 1773 nucleotides. It is a transcript of the gene TRIM29, whose product is annotated as tripartite motif containing 29. Gene Ontology annotation, molecular function: zinc ion binding. Bases 1 to 1773 code for a protein of 590 amino acids. The record is from RefSeq and is a predicted model, not a curated record. The transcript has 9 exons. Lineage: Eukaryota; Metazoa; Chordata; Aves; Cariamiformes; Cariamidae.
AUGGAAACGGGGAGUGCAGCAAGGACAAAUGGUACCACUGGGAAGCCAGAGGAUGUGAAGAGUCCAUCUGCCCCCAAAAAAGAAGAAGAAGUGAAGAAGACCACAAACCCUGGCGGAGGUGAGAAGGAAGCUAUGAAGGGCACUGGCAGUGCUUCUUUGGAGACAGGGCAAAUCAAGAGCUCUCUCUUCUCUGGGAGUGACUGGAAGAGGCCCAUCAUUCAGUUUGUGGAGUCAUCCGAUGAGAAGAGAUCGACCUACUUCAGCAUGGAUUCGGCAGAUUCAAAGAAGAUGCAAUAUGCCAGUGGACAGAUAGGAGACAUGAGGAGACCACCCCUCUCCUUUGCAGAUAAAGGCGAUCUCAGGAAGCCCCUCUUCUCCUUGGAUUCCAAAAAGAGCUUCCUGCCUAGUGAAGGAGAAGGGAGGAAGUCGUUAUUCUCUGGGGGACAGAUGGGGGACCUGAAGAAAGCUUCCCUCCCGCUGGUGGAGACAGGGGACCUGAGAAGAUCCACCUUCAACAAGACUGACAGAGCAGCUGGGUCACGGCCCAGGGUGAAGCUUGAGGAUGUUCUGUGCGAUUCCUGCAUCGAUAACAAGCAAAAGGCUGUGAAGUCCUGCUUGGUGUGUCAGGCUUCCUUCUGUGAGCUGCACCUCAAGCCCCAUCUGGAGGGAGCCGCUUUCCGGGACCACCAGCUCCUGGACCCCAUCAGGGACUUUGAAGCAAGAAAAUGCCCUGUGCAUGGGAAGACCAUGGAGCUGUUCUGUCAGACAGACCAGAUGUGCAUCUGCUACCUCUGCAUGUUCCAAGAGCACAAGAACCACAGCACAGUGACAGUGGAGAUUGAGAAGGCGGGUAAAGAGGCUGAGCUUUCACUGCAGAAAGAGCAACUGCAGCUGAAGAUCAUCGAGGUAGAAGAUGAAAUGGAUAAGUGGCAGAAGGAGAGGGACCGUAUCAAGAACUACACCACCAACGAGAAAGCCACAGUGGACCAGCAUUUCAAAGAGCUGAUCCGUGACCUGGAGAGGCAGAGGGAUGAAGUGAAGGCUGCCUUGGACCAGAGGGAAAAGAUUGCAUCAGAGAACGUGAAAGAAAUUGUGGAUGAGCUGGAAGAGAGGGCAAAGCUUCUACGAGAGGACAAGGAGAACAGGGACCAGAUCCACCAGAUCAGUGACUCCGUGCUCUUCCUGCAGGAGUUUGGGGCUUUGAUGCGGAAUUACGUCCCCCCUCCAUCUCUCCCAACAUACAGUGUGCUGCUUGAAGGGGAGAGCAUGAGUCCAUCGAUGGGACUCCUCAGAGAUGACCUUCUAAACGUCUGCAUGAGGCAUGUGGAGAAGAUCUGCAAGGCAGACCUUGGCCGCAACUUCAUAGAGAGGAACCACAUGGAGAAUGGUGACCACCGGUACAUGAUGAACAACUAUGAGUGGAACCAGCCCGACAACUUGAAGAGAUUUUCCAUGUUCCUGUCUCCCAAAGCCAGUUUCAACCCACGAUCAUGGGAAUUUUCCUCCUUCCAGGCAACUGAGGAAACACUUGUAGGCAAUGGUACUAAGCUGCCUUUUCAGUUCUCCUCUGUGGGACAGAAUCCGCCUGGUGACUUCAGCAAACAAUCUGAUGGGAGCCUCUUCACUAAGACCGCUUAUCCUUCAAUAGUGAGACAUCAGUCUGCAAAGGCGACGCCACAGACAUGGAAAUCCUCUAAGCAGUCUGUAUUGUCACAUUACCGCCCCUUUUACGUCAACAAAGGCAAUGGAGCCACUUCCAACGAGGCACCCUGA